This is a messenger RNA of Pseudomassariella vexata, 912 nucleotides long. Its product is annotated as class I glutamine amidotransferase-like protein. Bases 1 to 912 code for a protein of 303 amino acids. The record is from RefSeq and is a predicted model, not a curated record. Lineage: Eukaryota; Fungi; Ascomycota; Sordariomycetes; Amphisphaeriales; Pseudomassariaceae. The transcript is spliced from 2 exons. Gene Ontology annotation, cellular component: cytosol; nucleus.
AUGCAGGAUCCAACUGCUAGCUUCGAAGAGGCGGGCUUUCUGCCAAACAUAUAUUCAUUGUCUCAGGAAUUCGAUUACGUACAGCCGCGUCUGACACCAAUUGCUGACGUGAGACGGCUACCGGGGACCCGGCAGGUGCUGAACGUGGCUGUUCUUGAAUGUGAGCAAAUGCCACACAAGAUCCUCAAUACCCACGGUAACUUUACCAAGAUCUUCGAGAAGUGGCUUGCUUCCGGUCUAGUACCUUUCAAUAUUGGUCGUCCUGGAAAGAAACUUUCUAUCAACACAAGUACUUGCGUCGUCAAGGAUGGUCAAUACCCCACUGAUUUAGCUGCGGUUGACGCGCUGCUCAUCACCGGCUCUUUCGAUUCUGUCAAUGACGAUUUUCCUUGGAUUCAUACGCUUCGGAGAUAUAUCUCAGAUGUCUAUACAUAUCAACCCCACGUCAAGAUCUUCGGAGGGUGCUUCGGACAUCAACUGGUAGCACAAGCCCUCCUCACCGAACAUGGAGCCCUCGUCAAAAAAUCACAAUAUGGUUGGGAGAUUGGAGUUCACGAGGUGGAAUACAAUUCGCGCUUCACUGAGUACUUCGGCUUGGAUACGACGACCACACAGUAUCAAUUCCUACAUUGCGACCAUGUCAUCCUGAUAUCGGCACUUCCUCCCAACUGGAUUUGCCUGGGCUCUACCCCUUUGUGCGAAACACAAGGUCUGUUUGAACCGGGAAGAGUUCUUACAUACCAAGGCCACCCAGAAUUCCCUCGUGAUAUACUCUAUCAGUUUGUUGAUCGUAUGGGGGCUGCGGGUGUCCUGAGCCCUGAAAUGUACAAGAUAUCUUUGAAUCUGAUUGAGAAUGAGGUUGACAGGGUAUCAGCGGCCGUGAUUGCUGUGGCCUUUCUGUUUGAACUAUAA